Sinocyclocheilus rhinocerous is the source of this 1237-nucleotide messenger RNA. RefSeq names its product geranylgeranyl transferase type-2 subunit beta. Gene Ontology annotation, molecular function: Rab geranylgeranyltransferase activity. The transcript is spliced from 9 exons. Gene Ontology annotation, cellular component: Rab-protein geranylgeranyltransferase complex. The record is from RefSeq and is a predicted model, not a curated record. Lineage: Eukaryota; Metazoa; Chordata; Actinopteri; Cypriniformes; Cyprinidae. Gene Ontology annotation, biological process: protein geranylgeranylation. The coding region runs from base 97 to 1092 and encodes 331 amino acids.
UUCACGGGCACCCUUAGAAAUGACGAGGAAUGUGAUGAUGUAAUAUGUGUGUGACUGAAGUCAGCCUGUAGUCCACUCUCUUGCUUCUCCGUCAGGAUGGGGACCCAGGUUAAAGACGUGGUCAUUAAGCCUGAUGCGCCAAACACUCUCCUCCUAGACGAGCAUGCAGACUAUAUUGCAGCCUAUGGCUCCAAGAAGGAUGACUAUGAGUACACACUGUCCGAAUACUUGAGAAUGAGUGGCAUCUACUGGGGUCUGACAGUAAUGGACCUGAUGGGUCAGCUGUCUCGAAUGAACCGUGAGGAGAUCAUAGAGUUCAUCAAGUCCUGCCAGCAUGACUGUGGAGGCAUCAGCGCCAGCACUGGCCAUGACCCUCAUCUCCUCUACACCCUCAGUGCUGUACAGAUCCUGUCCUUGUAUGACAGCAUUAAUGUCAUUGAUGUAGACAAAGUGGUAGACUAUGUUAAAGGACUGCAGCAGGAGGAUGGCUCAUUCGCAGGAGACAAAUGGGGAGAAAUAGAUACACGGUUUUCCUUUUGUGCGGUUGCGACAUUGUCACUACUGGGCAAGUUGGAUGUGAUCAACAUGGACAAGGCUGUUGAGUUUGUGCUGUCCUGUAUGAACUUUGAUGGUGGGUUUGGUUGUAGGCCUGGUUCAGAGUCCCAUGCUGGUCAGAUUUAUUGCUGUACAGGUUUCUUGUCGAUCACUGGGCAGCUUCAUCAAGUAAAUGCAGAUCUGUUGGGUUGGUGGCUCUGUGAAAGACAGUUACCAUCAGGAGGCUUGAAUGGGAGACCAGAGAAGCUGCCUGAUGUCUGCUAUUCCUGGUGGGUUCUUGCCGCUUUGAAGAUCAUUGGCAGAAUUCACUGGAUUGACAAAGCAAAACUGCGCAAUUUUAUUCUUGCUUGCCAGGAUGAAGAGACUGGAGGCUUCGCUGAUAGGCCUGGAGACAUGGUGGAUCCUUUCCACACUCUGUUUGGUGUGGCUGGUCUGUCUUUGCUGGGAGAUGAGCAGAUCAAACCAGUGAAUCCUGUGUUUUGCAUGCCUGAGGAUGUGCUUCAGAGGAUUGGCCUCCAACCAGACUUGCUGAGCUGAGUUUCAAUUUUCAGCAUGGCCAUUUUCCUCUUUUCCUACCCCUGCACAGCCAGCCAUUUCGAAACGGGCAAACCGUGGAAAGCUGUCAUCUUCAACUAACGAUUGGCACACCGUUUAGAGGGACCAAGGACUUUAGAAAGACCCU